Molecule: messenger RNA, 735 nt
Organism: Cooperia oncophora
Lineage: Eukaryota; Metazoa; Nematoda; Chromadorea; Rhabditida; Trichostrongylidae
Source: the annotation of a GenBank genome assembly
AUGCUCAAUGAGCACUACGGAUGCAAAGCGAUCUGUAACAAAUCUACAUCGGUUAAAUGCGAGAUGGGCGGAUUCCCUCAUCCACGAGACUGCCAAAGAUGCAUAUGUCCUGGUGGCUAUGGUGGACCUCGAUGCAAUAAGAAACCAGUAACAAAGUGCAGCCAUAAAAUUUAUGCUUCCCCUAACUGGACGAGACUCGAGGAUACUAUUGGCCUUGGCCGUGGUGAGCAGGAAGAUUUCGAGAUAUGUCACUACCGGAUUAAGUCUCCCAAGGGAACCGAAAUCGAAGUAAAAUUAGUGAACUUCACGAAAGGUCUAUCUAUUGACGGAUGCCCUUAUGCAGGUGUAGAGAUCAAAACAAACAAGGACCAAACGCUCACUGGUUACAGAUUCUGCUCACCUGACGCGGCUGGAACAAUUCUUCGUUCUUACAUAAACCGUGUCCCAAUAAUGACGUAUAACAGGAUUGUCAAAACGACGACAGUGCUUGAAUACCGACACGUUCCUGCAAAUUCACCAAGAGCUACGACUACUACCUCUACUACCACCACCACUACGACAACGACAAAACGACCUGUUGUUCCAUUCAUAAAUACAGGAACUGGCUCUAAAUGCGAGGACAACCACUCCUGCAUGUCUCUUGUACCAAGUGGUUUCUGCAAAGGUCCACUAUCGGAGGCUACCAAGAAGAAAGUGUGUCCGAAGUCUUGUGGCUUCUGUGAUACUUUGCAAUAA